This is a messenger RNA of Callorhinchus milii (elephant shark), 2067 nucleotides long. Its product is annotated as proto-oncogene tyrosine-protein kinase LCK-like. Gene Ontology annotation, molecular function: non-membrane spanning protein tyrosine kinase activity; signaling receptor binding; ATP binding. Gene Ontology annotation, biological process: cell differentiation; innate immune response; protein phosphorylation. Gene Ontology annotation, cellular component: extrinsic component of cytoplasmic side of plasma membrane. The coding region runs from base 113 to 1603 and encodes 496 amino acids. NCBI's taxonomy places the organism in Eukaryota, Metazoa, Chordata, Chondrichthyes, Chimaeriformes, Callorhinchidae. The record is from RefSeq and is a predicted model, not a curated record. The transcript has 13 exons.
CAAUUGAUCUCUGGAUGGGAUUCAGGUCCUCAUCUCAGGGUGUGAUGGUGCUGCGAUGAAGGACUUGGCUCUGGAUAGCAUUCAGUAGGGGAUCUCGAGAAGCCAAGAAAAGAUGGGCUGUGCAAAUAGCAGUGACAAUAGCAACCAAAACUCUGACUUAAACCAAGGUAAAGAACAAAAAGUACCGGCCUUACCCUUCAGAGAUCUCCUAUCAAGUCCAGUUUCAAAAAAUGUUCAUUUUGAUGAAAGCAUUGAAUCUAAUGUGGACAAGAUAGUUGAAGCUCUGUAUGAUUAUGAGCCAACCAAUGAUUAUGACCUGCAAUUUAAGAAAGGCGACCAACUCAAAGUUAUAUCAGUAAAAGGAGAAUGGUGGAAAGCGAUGUUAUUGUCGACUGGCCAGGAGGGAUUUGUUCCCAGUAACUUCAUGGCAAGGGUGGAUUCAUUAGAAAUAGAAAUAUGGUUCUUCAGAGAAAUAAGUCGCAAAAAUGCUGAGAGGCAACUUCUAGCAUCAGGCAAUAAGUCGGGGACUUUUUUAAUUCGGGAGAGUGAAACCAGUAAAGGUGCCUUUUCUUUGUCUGUGAAGGACUGUGACUCUAAGCACGGUGAUAUAGUGAAGCAUUACAAGAUUAGAUCACUUGACCGUGGUGGUUAUUAUAUCACUCCCAGGGCCACAUUCAUCAACUUAAAGCAACUUGUUCAGUACUAUUCAAAGAACUCGGAUGGUCUGUGCCAACGCCUGACUAGACCAUGCCCAACAGCUAUGCCUCAGAAGCCGUGGUGGCCCGAUGAGUGGGAAAUCCCAAGGGAAUCCCUGAAGUUGACAAAGAAACUAGGUGCUGGGCAGUUUGGCGAGGUCUGGAUGGGCAUCUAUAAGAACGACACCAAGGUUGCCGUUAAAACGCUGAAGGAGGGCAGCAUGUCUCCUGAAGCCUUCCUGGCAGAGGCCAACAUCAUGAAAACACUCCGGCAUGACAAGCUGGUGCAACUCUAUGCAGUCGUCACAAAAGAACCCAUAUAUAUUGUGGCUGAAUAUAUGAUGAAAGGUAGUUUGUUGGACUUCUUGAAGACUGACGAAGGACUUAAAGUACAACUUCCAAAGUUGAUCGAUAUGUCGGCACAGAUUGCAGAGGGCAUGGCAUACAUCGAGCAGAAAAAUUACAUCCACAGAGACUUGCGUGCUGCCAACAUCCUCGUAUCAGAGGCACUGGACUGUAAGAUUGCAGACUUCGGGCUCGCCAGGGUUAUAGAUAAUGAGUACACAGCCCGUGAGGGCGCUAAAUUUCCUAUUAAAUGGACGGCACCUGAAGCCAUCAAUUAUGGGACAUUCACAAUCAAAUCGGACGUCUGGUCCUUUGGGAUACUUUUAACAGAAAUUGUAACAUACGGGAGAAUACCAUAUCCAGGGAUGAGCAACCCUGAAGUGAUCCGUAACUUGGAUCGUGACUAUCGAAUGCCUUGCCCUGACAACUGUCCAGAGGAGCUGUAUGAUAUCAUGGAUAUCUGCUGGAAGAAGGGUCCAGAAGAAAGGCCCACAUUUGAAUAUCUUCAGGCAUUUCUGGAGGACUUUUAUAUAUCCACAGAAGGGCAAUAUCAAGUUGCUUAAGAGACGGAAUGCCUUUGGCAUCUUUUACAAUGAAUCGUUGGGUUAUCACAAUGCAGCUUAUAUCAUGCACUGAAUUCUCAUCCACGCAUUGCGGAAACUGGAAUAAUUCCAAAUGGGUCAGGUGGACAAAGUGCUCAGUAACUACCCACUUGACAAGCAGUUUACUCAAAACCUUGAAGGCUUAUGCUUGACUCUGAGAUCUCAGCUUGGCAGAAAUUCAGCAGACUAUACGCCAUUGCUGUCAGGGACGUGCAUUAAUGGGAAAUGUAUCACUGGGACGUUUCGUGAUUAAAGUGCCUUAGCUAAUAUGUGCAUGAAAAUCCUUUUCCCCUUAAGAACCCUCCCAGAACUCCCAACUGGUACAUUCCCCAGUCUCUUGUUUUAUUUAAAAGAACAAUUGCCUCAAUUGAAGUUGCAAUUGGAAACUGAGCUUUGAAUGUUUGUUCUUAAAUUUAACCAACAUU